AUGAAUGAUACAGAGAAGGUGAACUGGGUGCUCGCGCUUGCCCGUCCUCAAUUGGCUCGCCACAAUAGACUAUUGCAGCAGAUGCUGAAGCCAGGGUCAGAUCCAGAUGAAGGAGAUGAAGCCUUGAGGUAUUACGCCAAUCAUACGGCACAAAUAGAGAUUGUUCGUCAUGAUAGAACAAUGGAACAGAUUGUCUUCCCCGUCCCCAAUAUCUGUGAAUUCCUGACUCGGGAAUCCAAAAGUCGUGUGUUCAAUACAACAGAGAGGGAUGAGCAAGGGAGCAAAGUGAAUGACUUUUUCCAACAGACAGAGGAUCUGUACAACGAAAUGAAAUGGCAAAAGAAAAUUCGGAAUAAUCCAGCCCUGUUCUGGUUUUCUAGACACAUUUCUCUCUGGGGGAGUAUUUCCUUCAACCUUGCUGUAUUCAUCAAUUUAGCAGUUGCUCUGUUCUACCCCUUUGGAGAUGAUGGAGAUGAAGGCACGCUCUCUCCGUUGUUUUCAGUCCUCCUUUGGAUAGCAGUGGCACUUUGUACAGUGAUGCUGUUUUUCAUCUCCAAGCCUGUUGGUAUCCGACCCUUUCUGGUGUCUGUUAUUCUCAGGUCUAUAUAUACUAUAGGGCUCGGUCCCACCUUGAUACUUCUUGGUGCUGCUAAUCUUUGUAACAAAAUAGUGUUUCUGGUGAGCUUUGUUGGGAACCGCGGCACAUUUACUCGUGGCUACAGGGCGGUUGUCAUGGACAUGGCGUUUCUCUACCACGUAGCCUAUGUCCUGGUCUGCAUGCUGGGCCUCUGCGUGCACGAAUUCUUCUAUAGCUUCCUGCUGUUUGAUCUGGUGUACAGAGAGGAGACUUUGCUAAAUGUGAUAAAAAGUGUUACCCGAAAUGGUCGCUCCAUUAUCCUCACGGCAGUGCUGGCGCUCAUCCUGGUUUAUCUCUUCUCCAUCAUCGGGUUCCUCUUCUUGAAAGAUGACUUUAUCAUGGAGGUGGACAGGCUGAAAAUCAAGACCCCUGGUUCAGGUAUUGGCGAAGUCCCCACUGUGACCCUCACAUCAAUGAUGGGAGCCUGUGCAAAAGAGAACUGCUCUGCAAGCAUCCCCCUUACUAGCCCAGGUGAGGAAGAGGAUGGCAUCGAAAGGACCUGCGACACCCUGCUCAUGUGCAUCGUGACGGUCUUGAACCAAGGCCUGCGAAAUGGCGGCGGCGUGGGGGACGUGCUCCGGAAGCCUUCCAAAGACGAGCCCUUGUUUGCUGCGCGAGUUGUUUAUGAUCUUCUGUUUUAUUUCAUUGUCAUAAUUAUUGUUCUCAACCUAAUCUUUGGAGUCAUCAUUGAUACAUUCGCUGAUCUCAGGAGUGAAAAGCAGAAAAAAGAGGAAAUAUUAAAAACAACCUGUUUCAUCUGUGGACUGGAGAGAGACAAAUUUGAUAACAAGACAGUUUCAUUUGAAGAGCAUAUAAAGUCAGAACACAACAUGUGGCAUUAUUUGUACUUCAUAGUUCUUGUCAAAGUUAAAGAUCCAACUGAAUACACUGGUCCUGAGAGCUACGUGGCACAAAUGAUUGUGGAGAAGAAUUUGGACUGGUUCCCUCGGAUGCGAGCCAUGUCCCUGGUUAGCAAUGAAGGUGACAGUGAGCAAAAUGAAAUUAGGAACCUGCAGGAGAGACUGGAGUCCACCAUGAGCCUGGUGAAGCAGCUCUCCGGUCAGCUCGCCGAGCUCAAGGAGCAGAUGACAGAACAAAGGAAGAAUAAGCAGAGACUGGGCUUCCUCGGAUCAAACACACCCCAUGUGAAUCAUCACAUGCCACCACCCUGAUACCAUGGGGAGAAGCGUGACUAGCCUUUCAUCAGUAUUCCUGCCUUACUGUAGAAUAAAGAGCUGAGAUUGAGAGGAGCGAACAGUGCCUAUUGUUGCAAAGUUACAAACAACCCAGCGCCAAGACGCCGAGGGGUUCAGCUCCGGGAACAAUUCG
Messenger RNA from Tinamus guttatus (white-throated tinamou), 1966 nucleotides. Lineage: Eukaryota; Metazoa; Chordata; Aves; Tinamiformes; Tinamidae. The record is from RefSeq and is a predicted model, not a curated record.